Molecule: messenger RNA, 1257 nt
Organism: Medicago truncatula (barrel medic)
Lineage: Eukaryota; Viridiplantae; Streptophyta; Magnoliopsida; Fabales; Fabaceae
Product: queuosine salvage protein
Exons: 8
Coding region: 78-1070 (330 amino acids)
Source: RefSeq, a predicted model, not a curated record
GUGGAUAAUAAGUGAACUUUAUUAUCCUCGGCAGGCCUAAAAUUAGGUAUUUCGUGGCCCAUAAGCAUCCCCGAUUUAUGGAAAAAGUAAGUACUCUGUUUCAAGGGUUCAUUCAUCACAUUGAAACGGCGCAGCAGCAUUGUGAAAACUCCAUGGACGACGUAAGAUCAACCUCUGCUUGGGUCGCUAGCCACUCCUCUCAUGUCGUUGUUGACUCCUCAGGGAUUGAGAAAGUAGUGAGCACCAUUGAUUCUAUUCCGAAAGUUGAAUGGGAUUUUGAAGGGAUUCAUUAUUUUGAUAAUGGUCCUCUCACUGUUCAGUACUUGUUUGUUUUGGAUGCUUUGAACUUUUGCUUCUGGCCUGAUAAGGAUUUGAAUUAUGAUAAUUUGGCAUCUGGGCUAAAGGCAGCUCUUCAAAACGACAAGUCUGCAUUCGAUGCUGACCGUCUGCAAAAGUAUACUGGUCCACAACUUCGUGAGCUUUUGAAUUGGCCUAGACCCCUUCCUUUGGAAGAUGAACGUGUUAGGUUACUUCAUGAGGUUGGAAUUGAACUGGAAAGGAAUUUUGACGGAAAAGCAUCUAAUCUUGUUGAGCAGAGUGGAAAAUCAGCUAUGAAUCUUGUUGCCCUUGUUGCACGUCAUUUUCCUGGCUUUAGAGACCAUUCAGUGUACAAAGGCCGUCAAGUAUUUUUAUAUAAAAGAGCUCAGAUAUUUGCAGCAGAUUUAUGGGGUGCAUUCGGGGGCCAAGGAUGCGGCGAGUUUAAAGACAUCAGCUCUCUGACCAUAAUGGCAGACUACAUUGUUCCAGCUGUGCUUCAGCAGCUUGGCAUUUUAAAGUUCAGUCCAACACUUGCCAGUACUAUUGAGGCCAGUGGAGAAAUAUGUCCAGGGACUGAGGAGGAAGUUGAAUUACGUGCUUGCUCUAUACAUGCUGUGGAGAAAAUGAGGGAGCUGAUAAGCGUAAAAUCUGGAACACCGGUGCUAAGUGUAGAGCUGGAUCUUUGGCUCUGGGCUACUGGAAUUCAGUGUGAAUCUCUGAAGCACCACCGAACACUUUCAAUAUAUUAUUGAGCAUAUGAUAUAUGGUAGCACCUAGUUAUCAGCAAUUUAGUUUUAGAACAAGAAAACUUUGUCUGGUUUAAGGUAACUAUUUAAGAUAAGGUGAAUAACUAUACCUUUGGUGUUAGCUUUUGUAAUUUUGAAAAUGAGACACAAAACCUUCAAAAUUAAAUUGAAUAGCAGUAUAACUUUUGGGACA